AGCUAAAUCUGGACUGCUUGGUUUGGGCCUAAUUGUGAGUCAGCUUGUACCUGGUUUUAUCUUUGUCUUAACCUGGCUGUGAGUCAGUUUUGAAUUUUAGUUUAGUUUCGGAGCAGCCAUGGCUGUGAUUUGGUUUAGAUGGGGUUGUGGUUCAGUUUGGACCUGGUUGUGGUUCAGUUUGGACCUGGUUGUGAUUUGGGUUUGGCUGUGGUUUUGGCUUAGUUAGGACCUGGUUGUGAUUUGGUUUACACAUGGUUGUGGUUUAGUUUGGACCUGGUUGUGAUUUGGUUAGGAUGUGGUUGUUUAGUUGGGACCUGGUUGUGAUUUGACUAUGGUGUGUCUGUGGAUCUGUGUGUCUCACAUGGCUCAGUCAUGCCUUGCUUGAUACUCUGUGCUGAUUGGUUGGCCAACAGAACUCUGCAUUUCCAUUUUUGUGUUCCAACCAAUGAGCUGCAACCAGAAGAGGGACAAAGUCCCCGAGGGCUUCCAUAGUCCUCCCUCUCUCUCCUCUCUCACUCUCCCUCUCUCUCCUCUCUCACUCUCCCUCUCUCCUGACUGUUCACGGAUAACUCCCGUCUCAGGUAACACCUGGACAGGUAACUCUACUCUCACAGGAGCUGACCCACAAGCUCGCUACACCUGGGCGCUGACACCCCCUGCAGCGGCUCCCCAGCCCCGCCAUUUCCGCUGUAGCGUUGCCUAGUGACCAGGCACUAGAUGAUGAGUGCCCUGGGGGCAGCUGGCGAGGAGGAGAUGCCCCCGCCGGACCUGUGCCACACCUGCGGGCACAGGCACCUGGUGGAGGAGAACCAUGAGUACCUGUACCAGGAGGAGGUGGACGACGACCUGAUGUGCCACAUCUGCCUGCAGCCGCUGAUCCAGCCCAUCGACACGCCCUGCGGCCACACCUACUGCACCGAGUGCCUGACCAGCUUCCUGCUGGAGAAGGACUUCUGCCCUGUGGACCGCGCCCCCCUGCAGCUGCAGACCUGCAAGAAGUCCAGCAUCCUGGUGCACAAGCUGCUGGACAAGCUGGAGAUCAGCUGCCCCUUCAGCGAGUACUGCACCGAGACCCUGCCCCGCGCAGAGCUGGAGGCACACAUCAAGAGCAGGUGUAAAGGUGCGUCGCACUAUGGGCUGUCGGCGGAGAGGAAGCGGCGGUCUCAGGAGGGGGCGUGUACAGACAGCACGUCGGAGCUCACCAUCAGCACCCUGCCCUCCGAAACCCCCGCCGCCACCAUCGCCCUGCUGUCCGACGACCCCGGCCUCGUCAACCCCGCCUUCGACCCCAGCGCCGAGGACAACAGCCAAUCAGGAAGCAACACCAGCCUAGCUGCCCGCAGCACUACCAAGAAGAGGGACUUCAGGAACUUUGACCGUGCCACAGCCAGGGGCCGGUCUUUCCGUCGGAUCAACCGGGCGCUGAGCGCGCUGCGCAGGACCAAGAGCGGGACGUCUGUGCCCAACCAGAGCACCGAGGAGAGGGACAACGCCCGCAACGCCACCGUUCCCCCGGAGGUGCUCCCUCUUCCUCAGCUGCAUCACCUGAUCCCAGAUGGAGAGAUCACCAGUAUAAAGAUAAACCGCUCCAGCGUGACCGAACCCCUGGCCAUCAGCGUCGUCGGGGGCAACGAGACUCCACUGGUCCGCAUCCUCAUCCAGGACAUCUACAGAGAGGGAGUCAUCGCACGAGACGGACGUCUGCUGCCUGGAGACAUGAUCCUGAAGGUGAACGGCAUUGACAUCAGUAACGUGCCGCACCGCUACGCCGUGGCGACUCUGAAGCGGGCCUGCCAGCUGUGCGCUGACCGUGCCUCCGGAGCAGACACCGCCCCCGAGCACGCCGCGCUGCUCAUACAGGCGAGUGAAGAGCGGGUGCACUUUAUUGUGUCGCGGCAAACACACCUGCACAAUCCAGACUUCCUGCAGGAGGCGCCCUGGAGCAUGGAAGGACCUCCGCCCUACUCACCUGAGGACCCGGAGACCACCCUGCUGGACGCGUGUGUGAAGCCUGCCUGCUAUGAGAAGACGGUGACUCUGCUGAAGGAGCAGCAGGACUCCCUGGGCAUGACGGUGGCUGGCGGGAUGGCCAGCCGCGGCUGGGACCUGCCCAUAUACGUCACCAACGUGGACCCCGAGGGGGUGGUGGGGCAGGAGGGCUCCAUACGCAAAGGGGACAUCCUGCUGAGUGUGAAUGGGUUGGAGCUGACAGGUGUGACUCGGGGGGAGGCGGUAGCCAAUCUGAAGAACACCUCCUCCCCCGUGGUACUGCACGUCCUGGAGAUGCCCCCACCUGAGGACUACCCUGACCCCGACCCUGCCUCCAACCCCGCCUCCCCUCCCACCCUAAGUCCCGCCCCCACCGACGCCAGCUACAGCCCGCUGCCCUGCGAUGACUACUCCCCUCUCUGGGUGUCAUGGUUACAGCUGCCCAGGCACCUGUACUGCUGCAAAGACAUUGUGCUGCGGAGAAGCACGUCUGGUAGCCUGGGCUUCAGCAUCGUCGGGGGUUACGAGGAGCUCCACUGCAACCAGUCCUUCUUCAUCCGCUCCAUCGUGGAGGGAACGCCAGCCUACAACGACGGCAGGAUACGGUGUGGGGACAUUCUGCUGGAGGUGAAUGGAAAGAGCACUUGGGGGAUGACUCACACCAUGCUGGUGCGUCUGCUGAAGGAGCUGAGGGGGCGGAUCACCUUGACCAUCGUGUCCUGGCCAGGCAGCCUGCUAUAGGCCAAGAGAUUCACGUCCUGGCCAGGCAGCCUGCUAUAGGCCGAGACCAUCACAUCCUGGCCAGGCAGCCUGCUAUUGGCUGGGACCCAUCACAUCCUGACCAGGCAGCCUGCUAUUGGCUGGAACCGGGCCAGGGGUGGGGCUAUCACUCACACAUGGACAACUGACACUUUGCCUGGAGUUCACAGACCACCAACCCCUCCCCCUCCCCAAGGCUUGGCUGUUUUGUGGUGAUGAUGUUCUGAAUGGAUAUUGUUUUGGUUAGCCCCGCCCCUCUUGAGUUUCCUGGGAGACUGGCGCUGGGAGGAGCUCAGAAGACACACGUUGCCAAUGAUGUUCGUUCUGUGUUAGUGAGUUUACUGGCCUGUCUGCUGUAAAUGUUGGUGUCUGAAAAUCAGAUUCAAGCACUUGUGUUUCUGUCUUUCUUCUGCUGUUGGAAGGGCCUUUGGACAUAAUAUAUAUGUUAUAUUUUUAUGCUUUAUGUAAUGUUAUUUUUACGCGGUAUGUAUAUUGAUUUUUUUGUUUGCUCUGAGUGAUUUUUCUCCCUGUUAUGUUGAACACAGAUCUGUGUCCAUGUUUCUGAUGCCACGGCGCAGUAUUCCAAUCACUUUGCAAGCAAAAAAAAAAUGUUUAAAAAAAAUCUAAAUAAACAGAAAAUAAAAUUUAAAAAAAUAAAUAGAAGAAUAAAGUUGUGUAGACGUGGAGGCCUUACGGACAUUUGGAGCAGCGGGGAAAUCUGACUUCCUGUGUUUGAGGCCAGGAUCUGUCCACUACGGUGGACCUGUACGGGCUUGUGUGGGUCUGUGUGACAGUACUUUUGGGAAAAUGCUCAAUAAAGCUGUACAUAUGG
Anguilla rostrata (American eel) is the source of this 3580-nucleotide messenger RNA. RefSeq names its product ligand of numb-protein X 1 (gene lnx1). Gene Ontology annotation, molecular function: protein binding; ubiquitin-protein transferase activity. The record is from RefSeq and is a predicted model, not a curated record. Bases 718 to 2730 code for a protein of 670 amino acids. Gene Ontology annotation, biological process: ubiquitin-dependent protein catabolic process. The transcript is spliced from 12 exons. Lineage: Eukaryota; Metazoa; Chordata; Actinopteri; Anguilliformes; Anguillidae. Gene Ontology annotation, cellular component: cytoplasm.